Molecule: messenger RNA, 4186 nt
Organism: Oncorhynchus nerka (sockeye salmon)
Lineage: Eukaryota; Metazoa; Chordata; Actinopteri; Salmoniformes; Salmonidae
Product: pre-mRNA-splicing factor SYF1-like
Exons: 19
Coding region: 102-2654 (850 amino acids)
Biological process (GO): mRNA splicing, via spliceosome; generation of catalytic spliceosome for first transesterification step
Cellular component (GO): Prp19 complex; U2-type catalytic step 2 spliceosome; post-mRNA release spliceosomal complex
Molecular function (GO): protein binding
Source: RefSeq, a predicted model, not a curated record
CAUUCUGAACACGUUGGGGGAGUCAGGAAGUUUAGUAACAAUACCUACAUCUUUGGGAACUUUUGACACUACGGGCGUUUAUUUUGGUAUUAAAAUAAAAAAUGGCGUCUCUAAAUGGGAAACCGGACGUAAUAUUUGAGGAAGAUGACCUGCCUUACGAGGAGGAGAUCAUCAGGAAUCCGUACUCGGUCAAGUGCUGGAUGCGCUACAUCGAGUUCAAACAAAACGGCACAAUGUCCAUCCUCAACAUGAUAUAUGAACGAGCUCUGAAAGAGCUACCUGGCAGUUACAAGUUAUGGUACAACUACCUGAGAGAGAGACGGAAACAGGUCAAAGGGAAGUGCAUCAUGGAGCCAGCCUACGAGGAGAUCAACAACUGCCAUGAAAGAGCACUGGUUUUCAUGCACAAGAUGCCGAGGAUAUGGCUGGACUACUGCCAGUUCCUGGUGUCGCAGUGUAAGAUCACCAGGAGCAGACGCACAUUUGACCGAGCGCUCCGAGCCCUUCCCGUCACUCAGCACCCUCGCAUCUGGCCCCUGUACCUCCGCUUUGCCCGGAACCUGCCCCUGCCUGAGACCGCCAUCCGUGUCUACCGCAGGUACCUCAAGUUGUCCCCAGAGAAUGCGGAGGAGUACAUAGAUUACCUGCGUUCCUGUGGCAAGCUGGAUGAAGCAGCAGUACGUCUGGCAGCCGUUGUCAACGAUGAGAGCUUUGUGUCCAAGGAGGGAAAGUCUAACUACCAGCUAUGGCACGAGCUGUGUGACCUGAUCUCUCAGAACCCAGACAAGGUGAACUCUCUGAAUGUUGGGGCCAUCAUCCGUGGAGGCCUCACUCGCUUCACAGACCAGCUGGGCAAACUCUGGUGCUCCCUGGCUGACUACUACAUCCGCAGUGGACAUUUUGAAAAGGCUCGUGAUGUGUAUGAGGAGGCCAUCUUGACGGUGGUGACGGUAAGAGAUUUCACCCAGGUGUUCGACAGCUAUGCCCAGUUUGAGGAGAGCAUGAUCGCUGCCAAGAUGGAGACUACCUCAGAGUUGGGGAAAGAUGAAGAAGAGGACAUAGACCUGGAACUGCGUCUGGCCCGCUUUGAGCAGCUGAUCGCCCGCAGGCCCCUCCUGCUGAACAGUGUGCUGCUGAGACAGAAUCCCCACAACGUCCACGAGUGGCAUAAGAGGGUCAAACUGUACGAGGGGAAACCACGACAGAUCAUCAACACCUACACAGAGGCAGUUCAGACAGUGGACCCUAUGAAGGCUACUGGGAAACCCAGCUCUCUCUGGGUCUCCUUCGCCAAGUUCUACGAGGAGAACGAGCAGCUAGACGACGCGCGGACCAUCUUUGAGAAAGCCACCAAGGUGAACUAUAAGCAGGUUGACGACCUGGCUGGCGUGUGGUGUGAAUACGGAGAGAUGGAGCUACGCCAUGAGAACUACGAACAGGCGCUACGUAUACUGAGGAAAGCAACUGCCAUCCCGUCCAAGAAGGCAGAGUACUUUGACGUGUCAGAGCCCGUGCAGAACAGAGUGUACAAGUCUCUGAAGGUCUGGUCCAUGCUGGCUGACCUGGAGGAGAGUUUGGGAACAUUCCAGUCCACCAAGGCGGUGUACGACCGCAUCAUUGACCUGCGCAUAGCCACGCCCCAGAUAAUCAUCAACUACGCCAUGUUCCUGGAGGAGCACAACUACUUUGAGGAGAGCUUCAAGGCGUACGAGCGUGGCAUCGCCCUCUUCAGGUGGCCCAACGUCUAUGACAUCUGGAACACCUACCUCACCAAGUUCAUCGACCGCUACGGGGGCAAGAAGCUGGAGAGGGCCCGGGACCUGUUUGAGCAGGCGUUGGAUGGCUGUCCAGCCAAGUUCGCCAAGACCAUCUACCUGCUGUACGCCAAACUGGAGGAGGAGUUUGGGUUGGCGCGUCACGCCAUGGCGGUGUACGAGAGAGCUACGCAGGCGGUGGACAACACGGAGAGGCAUCACAUGUUCAACAUAUACAUCAAGAGGGCUGCAGAGAUCUACGGUGUCACCUACACCAGAGCGAUCUACCAGAAAGCCAUCGAGGUGCUUCCAGACGAACACUCCAGGGACAUGUGCCUGCGCUUCGCUGACAUGGAGAGCAAACUGGGCGAGAUCGACCGGGGCAGAGCCAUAUACUCCUACUGCUCUCAGAUCUGUGACCCAAGGAUGACGGCCACGUUCUGGCAGACGUGGAAGGAGUUUGAGAUCCGCCACGGGAACGAAGACACUAUCCGGGAGAUGCUGAGGAUCAAGCGCAGCGUCCAGGCCACGUACAACACACAGGUCAACUUCAUGUCCUCACAGAUGAUGAAGGCCACCACCAACGCCACCAUCUCAGACCUUGCCCCGGGCCAGCUGGGACUGGAUGAUAUGAAGCUGUUGGAGCAGCAGGCCCAACAGCUGGCCGCCGAGGCUGAACAGGACAAACCUAAACUCAAAGAGAAGAUCCUCUUCGUCAGGAGUGACACAUCUCGCAGUGAGCUGGCUGAACUGGCCAAACAAGCCAACCCCGAUGAGAUUGAUAUUGAUGAUGAGGAUGAGGAUGGUGAUGAUGAAGACCAGGGCCCAGAUGAGGUGCAGCUGGAACAGAAAAGUGUCCCCACUGCUGUCUUUGGAGGGCUGAAAGAAGGAGAAGAUUGAAUACAGAAUGUUGGGAUGGUAUCUGUCCCACAGACAUGACAUCACAGACGAGCUCCAUGGUCUACGAAUGGAGGCUUUUCAACCCCUGUAAAAUGUAUGAUGAAAAUAGAUUGUAUGGAAUGUGAACUUCGUCGUUGAUCUUUUCUACAGUGGCAAGAAAAAGUAUGUGAACCCUUUGGAAAUACCUGGGUUUCUGCAUAAAUUGGUCAUGAAAUUUGAUCAUCUAGGUCACAACAACAUACAAACACAGUCUGCUUAAACUAAUAACACACAAACAAUUAUACGUUUUCAUGUCUAUUGAACACACCAUAUAAACAUUCACAGUGCAGGUGGGAAAAGUAUGUGAACCCUUGGAUAUAAUAACUGGAUGACCCUCCUUUGGCAGCAAUAACCUCAACCAAACGUUUUCUGUAGUUGCGGAUCAGACCUGCACCACGAUCAGGAGGAGUUUUGGACCAUUCCUCUUUACAAAACUGUUUCAGUUCAGCAAUAUACUUGAACUGCUCUCUUGAGUUCAUGCCACAGCAUCUCAAUCGGGUUGAGGUCAGGAUUCUGACUGGGCCACUCCAGAAGGUGUAUUUUCAGAUGGGAUGAGGUUUUGAUGUUGGUGUGUUGUGCCUUUUUUCUUCACACAUAAUUGUUGUGUGUUCCUUCCAAACAACUCAACUGUAGUUUCAUCUGUACACAAAAUAUUUUGCCAGUAGCGCUGUGGACCGUCCAGGUGCACUUUUGUAAACUAAAGAUGUGCAUGAAUGUUUUUGGACAGCUGUGGCUGCUUCCGUGGUUCCUUCCAUGAACACCAUUCUUGUUUAGUGUUGACUCGUCAGAGAUGUUAGCAUGUUCCAGAGAUUUCUGUAAAGUCUUUAGCUGACACUAGGAUUCUUCUUAACCCCAUUGAGCAUUCUGCGCUGUGCUAUUGCAGUCAUCUUUGCAGGACAGCCACCCCUAAGGAGAGUAGCAACAGUGCUGAACUUUCACCAUUUAUAGACAAUUAGUCUUACCGUGGACUGAUGAACGUUAAGGCUUUUAGAGAUAUUUUUGUAACCCUUUCCAGCUUUAUGAAAGUCAACCAUUCUUAAUCUUAGGUCUUCUGAGAUCUUUUUUGUUCGAGGCAUGGUUUACAUGAGGCAAUGCUUCUUGUGAAUAGCAAACUUUGAGUGUUUUUUUAUAGGGCAAGGCAGCUCUAACCAACAUCUCCAAUUUCGUCUCAUUGAUUGGGCUCCAGGUUAGCUGACUCCUGACUGCAAUAGCUUUUUCAGAAGUCUAGGGGUUCAUACUUUUCCCAACCUACACUGUGAAUGUUUAAAUUAUGUAUUCAAUAUAGACAAGAAAAAUACAAUAAUUUGUGUGUUAUUAGUUUAAGCACACUGUUUGUCUAUUAUUGUGACUUAGAUGAUCAGACCAAAUUUGAUGACCAAUUUAGGCCGAAAGCCAAGUAAUUCCAAAGGGUUCAUACUUUUUCUUGCCACAGUAUGUUGUCGACUGUAAGUGUUUUGCUAGAUCAGUGAAUAAAAAUGAGAUUUGUGAAUAAA